This is a messenger RNA of Vigna angularis (adzuki bean), 812 nucleotides long. Its product is annotated as endoglucanase 8-like. NCBI's taxonomy places the organism in Eukaryota, Viridiplantae, Streptophyta, Magnoliopsida, Fabales, Fabaceae. Gene Ontology annotation, biological process: carbohydrate metabolic process. The record is from RefSeq and is a predicted model, not a curated record. Gene Ontology annotation, molecular function: hydrolase activity, hydrolyzing O-glycosyl compounds. The coding region runs from base 96 to 551 and encodes 151 amino acids. The transcript is spliced from 3 exons.
CAGAUCAAUUUAUCUGUUCUACAUUGCCUGGAAUUUCUCACCCUCAAGUUCAAUAUUCCCCGGGUGGGCUUAUCUUCAAGGCGGGUGGAAGUAACAUGCAGCACGUAACGUCCCUGUCUUUCCUACUCCUGGCUUAUUCUAACUACCUAAGCCACGCCAAUAAGGUCGUGCCAUGUGGCGAAACCACUGCCACCCCAGCUUUACUCAAACACCUUGCCAAACGCCAGGUGGAUUACAUUCUCGGAGACAACCCCUUGGGAAUGUCGUACAUGGUUGGAUAUGGCCCACGCUACCCGCGGAGGAUACACCACCGGGCCAGCUCGCUUCCCUCCGUGGCCGUUCACCCAGCCCGCAUUGGCUGUAAAGCUGGAUCUCGGUAUUUCUUUAGCCCAAAUCCCAACCCCAAUGUAUUGGUUGGGGCCGUGGUGGGUGGGCCCACCAAUAACACAGAUUCCUUCCCGGAUUCCAGGCCUUUCUUUCAGCAAUCGGAGCCCACAACAUACAUCAAUGCCCCGCUGGUGGGCCUUCUGGCUUUCUUUUCAGGCCACUAAUGACUUUGCAAGUGUAUCUAUCUAUCUAUAUAUAUGUAUGCAUUCCAUGUGGUCACCCAAAGGGAAAAGAAAAGAAUGGAGAAGAAGAGUGUUGUCAGUAAUAGUAUAGUAUUUUGGUUUGCAGUGUUUUUCUUUUUAGUAAGUGAAGUCACGGUGGUGCAAUUUGUAUACUAUAGGAUUCUAUGUAACGGGGGUUUAUGGUCCGCAGAGGUUCAAUGCUUUCAAUUUAUACUUCUGUAAUUAACAAUUAAAUCCUUCAAA